AUGCUCGCUCCAGGGAGGCCUCCAGAGAGUCUUAGCAUGGACGACUCUGGGUUCGAACUUCGGCCUGCCCUGCCUGAAGAGGUGGAGGUCGGCUGUGGACCUGGAGAUCUCCUACGAAGCGGAUGGUCUCUGCCCGAGGCGCAUCAAAUUCUGGCGUUCUCCCUAGAGGCAGAUCAGUCCUCUGGCGCAUUCGUUCAGGUGGAAGAGGAGAAAGUUCCGAAAGAGAGUCUGCUGCAAAGAUUAAGGACACUGAUUAAACGACUAUGCUGUUCCCCAAGAAGCUGUGAAGAGGGUUGCUGCCCUGGAGGGACUCUUGCACUGUGGUUGAAGAUGCGCGCAUUCCAUUUCAUUCACGAUUUCACUGUGAUCUAUCUCUUUUACUUUGGGUAG
Molecule: messenger RNA, 390 nt
Organism: Durusdinium trenchii
Lineage: Eukaryota; Dinophyceae; Suessiales; Symbiodiniaceae
Source: the annotation of a GenBank genome assembly